AUGGCGCCUGAUCGCACGGGAAAAAGCGUCUUCCUGGGGAACAUUCCCUACAACCUCACUGAGGAGCAAGUGAAAGACCUCCUCAGCACAGCAGGAACCGUCACGAAGUUCCGCCUUAUGAUGAACCCCGAGACAGGGAAGCCCAAGGGAUAUGGAUUUGCAGACUUCGUCGAUGCCGAUGCCGCAGCUUCGGCUGUCCGAAAUCUCAAUGACUACGAAAUUAUGGGUCGCAAGAUCCGUGUCGACUGGCCUCACAACAACGAGAAAGAUUCCAUUCCUACAGACUACCCACAAGAGUCGCAACCCACAGCUCAAGAUCCUACACAACAAAUGCAACAGAUUCCUGGUGCUGCGCCCUUGCCUCCUCUUCCACCAGGUGUCGAAGUUCCCCCCCAUCUCGACUGCCCUAAUGCUAUUUCCCAUACUCUCGCCUCUCUCCCCCCAAAUCAACUCCUCGACGUCCUCACACAGAUGAAGUCUCUUGCAGUGGCUGACCCUGCCCGCGCGACUGAGCUUCUCCGUCAAGCACCGCAGCUCGCUUAUGCGAUCUUCCAAGCGCUGUUGCUAAUGAACCUGGUCGAAUACCAGCUUCUUGGAUCUAUUGUUGAGCAGGCAGCCCAACCGCAGCCUGCAGCCCAUCAAAAUUACCAACCUUAUGGUACCCCUGCGAUUUCUACUCCCCCGGUUGCGACCACACCAUUUGCGCCUCCACCCACGCAGGCUGCACCACCUCAACCUGUGGCUGGCCAAGACGAGCUGCUCCAACAAGUCCUUGCCAUGCCACAAUCUGCUAUUGAUGCAUUACCCCCGAUGGAACGAAACCAGAUUAUGCUACUCCGUCAACAAUUGAUGCAAGGUGGUAUGCGGUAG
Molecule: messenger RNA, 870 nt
Organism: Penicillium longicatenatum
Lineage: Eukaryota; Fungi; Ascomycota; Eurotiomycetes; Eurotiales; Aspergillaceae
Product: putative polyadenylation factor subunit CstF64
Exons: 2
Coding region: 1-870 (289 amino acids)
Biological process (GO): mRNA 3'-end processing
Cellular component (GO): mRNA cleavage and polyadenylation specificity factor complex
Molecular function (GO): mRNA binding
Source: RefSeq, a predicted model, not a curated record